Molecule: messenger RNA, 2561 nt
Organism: Lotus japonicus
Lineage: Eukaryota; Viridiplantae; Streptophyta; Magnoliopsida; Fabales; Fabaceae
Product: PKS-NRPS hybrid synthetase cheA-like
Exons: 4
Coding region: 46-2331 (761 amino acids)
Biological process (GO): regulation of DNA-templated transcription
Source: RefSeq, a predicted model, not a curated record
CGACCUAGGAAAAAUGGCAUAGAUAGAGAUUGGCGGCUAAAGGUGAUGGAAGGUAUACACAACCAUGAACCAGCUAGGUCACUACUUGGGCACAAUUUUGUUGGUCGUCUAAAACCCGGAGAGAAGGAGCAAGUGGGAAAAAUGACAAGGAGUUGGGUUCCACUGAGAAAGAUGUUGUUGACUUUGAAGGAAAACAAUCCUUCAAACUUGACUACCAUAUCUCAGAUUUAUGGUGUUUGCAAGAGGUUAAGAAAAUCCCUCCGCGGGGGAUUGACAGAAAUGCAACACUUGUUGAAGAAGUUGGACGGUGACAAGUAUGUCCACUUUGAAAGACAUGAGCCUGGAUCGGAAGUCAUUAGGGAUGUAUUUUGGGCUCAUCCAAAUGCUAUCAAACUGUUCAACACAUUUCCAUAUGUAGUGAUUAUGGAUUGCACAUACAAGACAAACAAAUAUGCAAUUCCCUUGCUUGAGAUUGUUGGACUGACUUCCACAGAUAAGACAUACUCCAUAGCCUUUUGCUACAUUGUUAAUGAGGGCACAGAUGACUACGUUUGGGCACUGGAGUGUAUGAAGUCUCUAUUAGCUGAUCAAGCCAUGUUGCCUAAGGUGAUUGUUACUGACAGGGAUCUUGCCUUAUUGAGUGCUGCUAAGCAAAGCCUUCCUAACACUACACAUUUAUUAUGCUUGUGGCACAUCAACAAGUGUGUUUUGGCAAAGUGCAAACUCUAUGUUGGCACAGAUGAUUUUGCUGAGUUGGUUAUGAUGAAGUGGGCAGAGGUGGUGGAUGCUGCAACAGUUGAAGAAUUUGAAGUGAAAUGGAUGCAAUUGUUUAAUAUGUGCAAGGCAAAAUACAGCAACUUUACCUCCUAUUGUUCUACUACAUGGUUGGUUCACAAGGAGAAAUUCGCCAAGGCAUGGACAAAUCAUGUGAUGCACUUUGGAACAACAACAAGUAACAGGGCUGAGGGUGCACAUGCCAGUUUGAAGAAGAUGUUACGGGAUUGCAAGGGUGACCUGGCCACUUCAUGGGAUGCGUCGCAUAGUUUGACAUGUAAUCGACAUACUGAAAUAUUAGCAUCGUUUGAGCGCAGUAUUCACAGAAUUGAUCACAUUUUCAUGUUCCCAUUUUACACAAAUAUUAGAGGAUUUGUGUCAAACAAAUGCCUGCAGCUCAUCGACGAUGAACAUAUAAGAAUGAAGUCCUACGGCGGAUGCGAUUGCUUGUUGAGAGAGACUCAUGGACUACCUUGCGGUUGUGAACUUGCAGGUUAUGAAAGAAUUCCAUAUGAGUCAAUUCAUCCAUUCUGGAAGAGACUGAGUUGGGAGCAUGUACCUGAACCUGUUGCAGAUACUACCAGCAACCAUAUUUGCGGCAUGAACCAUGGAGAUAUGAAACCAGAAGUUGAGGCAUUGACACAUUAUUUCAGUUCUUUGGAUACUGGAGGGCAGAGUAUGGUAAGGAGGAAGCUUCAAGCGAUCUAUUGUCCUGAAAGCAGUUCACUUUGUACUCCUGCGGUUAAGAUAAGGUCCAAGCGCACUCUUAAGGCGAAUGAGAAAAUACCACCUAAGAAUAAAGCAAUAGGAUCCUUGACUCGUGAUCUUUCAGGUUUUGAACAUGUUGAUAGGGAGAUCAGAGAGGCAAAGAAGGUUUCACAACCACCAAAGAAGAAGAAGCGUGUGAAGAAGUCUGAUACAAGCUAUUUCAUGGGUCAUUUUCCAGCCUUUUUCCACCCAUAUAUACAAACAGUUCAGAAUGUUGAGGAUGAUGGUAACUGUGGCUAUAGAGCCGUUGCUGCAUUACUCGGACUACCAUCAGGUGAGGAAAGUUGGUCAUGGGUUAGGGCAGCGUUGAUAGAAGAACUUGAACGACACAGAGGGUUGUAUGAUGAAAUGUGGUCCAGACAUGUGGUUAAUGCCUUACAUUCCCGACUCACUCUUCCUCCUGGUGAUCCGGCUACCGAGGAUAAAUGGAUGCAACUGCUAGAGAUGGGAUACCUUGUAGCAACCAGGUUCCAAGUGGUUUUCAUAUCCAUCUCCUCUACGGGUUGUUGGUCAUACCUUCCACUAAGAGGAGAAGGUCCACCGGAUGUACAUCCUGUUAUAGCUGUUGGUCAUGUGAUUAAUCACUUUGUACAGCUCCAUCUAACUCCUGGACAUUCUAUGCCGCCAAUUGCUCUCCAGUGGGAACGGUAUGUUGAUCCUACAUCAGUAAGCUGGUGCGCCCCAUAUGGUACACGUUUAGGAAGAUUCACAUCAGAAUACGAAGCUUGGCUUGUUACUUUUGGUGUUCCUCUUAUUCACCAAAGCUAUGUAGACAUCACCUCAGAUUGACACCACACUUUUGUGUGAUAUUCAUUUGUAAACGCUCUGUAAUAUUAAUCUGAUGGGCCUUGCCUUUAUGAUGUUCAUUUGUUGCUUUUAAUAAUAUUAAUUUGAUGGUCAUUGUUAUAUUGAUGGGCCUUAUUAUUUUGAAUCAGCAUCAGGGAUAAUUAACAUAGACAACCACUCUGUCAUCAGAGUCCUGUCAUUUUCAUCCACCCCAUCAUCAGAGUCCUGUCAUU